Rotaria sp. Silwood2 is the source of this 1746-nucleotide messenger RNA. The record is from the annotation of a GenBank genome assembly. Lineage: Eukaryota; Metazoa; Rotifera; Eurotatoria; Philodinida; Philodinidae.
AUGAAACAUCUGCAACAUGUAGCGGCAACAGUCGCAGUGUUUACAGACCGUGACGAAUCUAUUGAUUUUCUCACUGAUACUGAAAACGAAAAAGUAUCUAUGAUCGUAUCUGGUGCCCUAGGACAACAUAUAAUACCGGUAAUUCAAGAAUGCCCACAGUUAGUCUCAAUUUAUAUUUUCUGUGAUAAUCCAUUGAUUCAUGAACGAUGGGCCAAAACAAUUGCUAAAGUAAAAGGCGUAUACACAGAAAUUGACUCGAUUUGUGAAGCAUUACGAAUCGAUCGUGAAAAUUGUGAUAGAGCUUUGAUAUCAAUCAGUUUUAAUCGUUUGGACCCAUUAUUCAUGUAUACACAAUUGUUGAAAGAAGCACUUUUGGAUAUAGAGGAUGAUGAUGCGAAAUCGAUUAAAGAACUUGCUGAGUACUGUCGCCUUCAAGACGGUGCUUCCCCAAAAACAAUUGAAAUGAUCGAACGAGAAUAUCGUAAUCAUUCACCCAUUUGGUGGUACACAGGUCCAUAUUUUAUUUACUCAAUGCUCAAUUGUGGUCUUCGACUAAUGAAUGUCGACAUUAUACUUAAAAUGGGCUUUUUCAUCCGACAUCUGCACAACCAUAUUACAGAAUUACACCGGGAACAGCAAGGCCGCAUGCCGACAAAAUUUCAAGUCUUUCGUGGACAAGGUUUGCCGGUGGAAGACUUUGAAAAAAUUAAAAAAACAAAAGGAGGACUUAUGUCCUUCAAUAAUUUCUUAUCAACAAGUCGCAAUCGUGAUAUAUCUUUCAAAAAAUUUGCACGGCCAGCGACAAAGAAUCCCACCUCAGUUGGCAUUCUCUUUGUUAUGAACAUUGACACGGCUAUUUGCACAAAAUCAUCAACACCAUUUGCUGAAGUCAGCAAAGUUGGCUACUACAACGAUAAAGAAGAAGAGAUACUCUUUUCAACACAUACAAUCUUUCGCAUCGACCGGAUCGAACGAAUUCCCGACGAGCAUACGGAUCGCCUAUGGCAGGUCAAUCUCACUCUCGCAGGUAAUCAAGAUGAUGACUUUAACAAACUCACGGCACACCUGCGAGAAGAGAUUAGUGGGGAAACCGGAUGGGCUCGACUGGGUUCUAUACUUAUUAAACUAGGUGAGCCUGCAAAAGCAGAACAUCUCUAUCAGAUACUCCUCGAAAAGGCAUCUACUGAUAAACAGCGAUCGGAUUAUAAUCGUCAACUUGGUUCCGUGUAUUAUUGGAUGGGUGAGUACUCGAAAGCACUUUUGUAUUAUGGAAGAGAUUUGGAGAUCAGUCAAAAAGCUCUCCCUCCAAAUCAUCCCGACUUGGCUACUUCCUACCUCAACAUCGGUUCGGUAUAUUAUAGUACGCGCGAGUACUCGAAAGCACUUUCAUCGUAUGAACGAUCACUUGAAAUCAAGAAAAUAGCUCUCCCUCCAAAUCAUCCCUCCUUGGCUUCUUCCUACAAUAACAGCGGUAUGGUGUAUAUAAAUAUGGGCGAGUACUCGAAAGCACUUUCAUCGUAUGAACGAUCACUUGAAAUUCGGAAAAUAGCUCUCCCUCCGAAUCAUCCCGACUUCGCACAAUCCUACAACAACCUCGGUGCGGUGUAUGAUAAGAUGGGCGAGUACUCGAAAGCACUUUCAAAUUACGAAAAAGCUCAAGAAAUCUGGAAAAAAUCACUGCCUCCAACACAUCCACAUAUUGCCCUGGUGAAAAGAAACAUCGAGAUCGUGAAAAAGAAAGUGUAA